AUGUGUGAGAAGGAAAAAAAUACCGGAUAUUUGGGUACAACACGUCCUACAGUAGAUAUUCAACUAGCUAGGGAUAUCAUCACUGAAUAUUUCGGUUUGACAUCUCUAGAGAUAAUAGAACUAGAGUCAUCUGGUGACAGGAAUUUUAAAGUUUCCACUCAAAAGGAGGAUAUCCAAGUUGUCUACAUUCUAAAAGUGGUGAACAGUCAUGAAUCCAUUCCGUUCUUCCAUGAAGCUAUUGGAUCUAUUAUGGAUCAUCUACUUCAGAAUGGGUUCGUUACUUCAAAAAUAAUUCCAACUAAGGAUGGGAAGUCGUUUCUGCGCCUACCGCUCCCGACUAGCUCAGGGAAAUCAGAGCUGUGUUUAGUAAAACUGCUGAUCUAUUUACCUGGUCAACCUCUCAGAUCUUUAUCCACCAACUCUAGCACCCAGUUUGAACUGGGACAACUUCUCGCCGAGUUCCAUUUCACCCUGAAGGAUUUCCCACCUGCUGGUCUGAGUGUGGACCCGAACAAUCCCUGGGGUGCAGAAAAUCCACUAGUUGUUUUGAAAUAUUUAACUCCAUCUUUGAGUGAAGAAAUUAUUGAAAUUGUUACAAAGAUUUCAAAAACUCUUCAUCGCACCCUGCAUGAUCCUACAGCCAAUUUAACUAAAGGUGUCAUCCAUGGCGAUAUAAGAGAUCUGAACAUCAUAAUUAAUCAAGAGCACCCGACUUCAGAAAUCAAACAGAAGUAUGGUAUGAUUGAUUUUAACGAUUUGUGUUACUCUUUCAUCAUCUUGGACGUUGGUUGGUUGAUCGCCGAUCAGUUGCUGGCAUACACCGAACAGGCGCUCCAAAAAGAAUGUAGGCCUACAGGUGGCACAUUUCCGAAGGAUUCAACAGAAGACAUGACUCAGAUAGGAAACGACAACCUUCCAAAAAAUGUAAAUGGCGACGAGAUGCAGAAAGAUUCAUCUGGAGACACGAUUAGUAAAGAACCUAAUGGCAAAACGCUUCAAAAAAAUCAGUUUCAAACUGAUAACAUUAUUGUAAAAGAUCCCAAUGGAGAACAGCUUCGGAAAAAGCAUAAUGGCGAUACAAUCAGGAAAGAGCCAAACAAUAAUUUCCAAAAUGUAGGCCUACAAAAUGAUGGCAAGCUGAGGAAAGAUGUGAUAGAAUUCCAACUAAACAACUUUCUUGACGACAAGAAUUACUAUGAUUUGAUCACAACCGCAGUUCACGGAGAUGCCUUGAUAGAUAUCACACUUCAGAUCUUACAAGGCUACUUGUCAAUUACUGAGUUAUCGCCCUUGGAUCUGUCAGCUCUCUAUUGGUCAAUUGGAGGUAGUUUUAGCCAGAACCUGGUUCUCUGUGAAUACAACAAAAUCCACCAGCCUGGGAAUCCAUUCGCUGCCGAGGCUUCCAGAAAUUCCGACAUUUUAAUUCAAGAAUGGGAUAAAAUUAAUCCAGAAACAUUUUUAGAGAGAGUUUCAAACUUGUCUCAUUAA
Messenger RNA from Lottia gigantea (owl limpet), 1488 nucleotides. RefSeq lists its product as hypothetical. The coding region runs from base 1 to 1488 and encodes 495 amino acids. Gene Ontology annotation, molecular function: amino acid kinase activity. The transcript has 5 exons. The record is from RefSeq and is a predicted model, not a curated record. Lineage: Eukaryota; Metazoa; Mollusca; Gastropoda; Lottiidae.